CUGCUGGAAGUUUUGGUGCGGGAUCGCUGGCACAAAGUUCUGGUGAACUUGAGCGAGGACGCUCUGGUUCUGAGCUGCGAGGAGAGCGCGGCGGCAUACAACGGCCCUGGGACUGCCACCAAUGGCUCGUUCUGCAGGGGCGCCGGGACCCCGGGCGCAGGCGGCGCGCAACCCCCGGACUCGCCCGCAGGGGUCCGCACCGCCUUCACCGACCUGCCGGAGCAGGUGCCCGAGGCUAUCUCGAACCAGAAGCGCGACGUGAAGGUGCUGAAGCAGGAGUUGGGCGGGCUGGGCAUCAGCAUCAAGGGGGGCAAGGAGAACAAGAUGCCCAUCCUCAUCAGCAAAAUCUUCAAGGGGCUGGCGGCGGACCAGACCCAAGCUCUGUACGUGGGCGACGCCAUCCUGUCCGUGAACGGAGCUGACCUUCGGGACGCCACCCACGACGAGGCGGUGCAGGCGCUGAAGCGCGCGGGCAAGGAGGUGUUGCUGGAAGUGAAAUACAUGCGAGAAGCCACACCCUAUGUGAAGAAAGGCUCCCCAGUAUCCGAGAUUGGGUGGGAAACUCCUCCGCCAGAAUCCCCUCGGCUAGGGGGUAGCUUCUCAGACCCUCUGUCGCCGCAGUCCUUCUCCUUCCAUAGAGACCGGAAAAACAUCCCCCUCAAGAUGUGCUACGUCACUCGGAGUAUGGCCUUGGCUGACCCUGAGAACAGGCAACUUGAAAUCCACUCUCCAGAUGCUAAGCAUACGGUGAUCCUAAGAAGCAAGGACUCAGCCACCGCCCAGGCCUGGUUCAGUGCCAUCCAUUCCAACGUCAGUGACCUGCUGACCCGAGUGAUUGCUGAGGUCAGAGAGCAACUGGGGAAAACAGGCAUUGCUGGGAGCCGAGAGAUCAGGCAUUUUGGCUGGCUUGCAGAAAAGGUGCCAGGGGAGAAUGAGAAGCAGUGGAAGCCAGCGUUGGUUGUGCUGACAGAGAAGGACCUUUUAAUCUAUGACAGCAUGCCCCGGAGGAAGGAGGCCUGGUUCAGCCCAGUUCACACAUACCCUCUUCUUGCCACCAGGCUGGUCCAUUCAGGUCCUGGAAAGGGAUCACCCCAGGCUGGUGUGGAUCUGUCCUUUGCAACCCGAACCGGUACCAGGCAAGGGAUUGAAACACAUCUCUUCAGGGCAGAGGUCAGCAGGGACCUGUCCCAUUGGACAAGGAGCAUAGUCCAGGGUUGCCACCACGCGGCUGAACUCAUUACCGAAGUCACCACCCCUUGCACCUAUAAAAACCAGGAGUGCCGUUUGACCAUACAUUACGAGAAUGGAUUUUCUCUUACCACUGAACCACAGGAGGGUACCUUUCCCAAAACCAUCCUACAGUCUCCUUAUGAAAAGCUCAAGAUGUCUUCAGAUGAUGGGAUCAGGAUGCUAUAUUUAGAUUUUGGAGGCAAAGAUGGAGAGAUUCAAUUGGACCUUCAUUCCUGCCCCAAGCCGAUUGUUUUCAUCAUUCAUUCCUUCCUGUCAGCUAAGAUUACAAGACUGGGCUUGGUGGCUUGAACAGAGGGCGACUUGACUUUGCCAAAACGAGGCUAGGAUGCCACCACCAAGUGCGCCGUUUGUAGUGAGCAGUGCACCCGAUGAAGCAUGUCACAGUCAGCUUUAAGUCUCAGGAGUUGUGUGUAACUGUCUCAGAUGCCUUUGUCCUUUCCAGCAACUACAGAGGGUACCCUAAGGAACUGCCAAAAGGAACAUCAGAAUAAAACUGUCUUUUUAGAAUAAUAAAUGGUUAAAGGGAUGAGAGUGAUUGGAAAUAGCAUAGCUUUUAAAUGACAACCAAGGACAUGACCAUUAGAACAGCAUGCACAGAUCUUAAUCAUACCAGUUUCUAGGCAACUGGUUCACCCAGGUAAGCAAGGGCUGAAUAGAUGAGAAAUGGACGUUUCACGUCUCUCUCCCCCCAGGUAACAAUGAUCCCUUGUUUUACUGUGAUUUCUUUCCUAUUCUAACUCAGCAUUUCCCUGGUAGGGAGAGAAGAGCACUUCAAAUGGCAACCCACCUUUUAUUUAAGUAUGAAGCAGCUUUUCUUUUUCUUCUUCUUCUUUUUUUUUUUAAUGAAUUAUCUUUCAAAGAUAUAGAAUGAUUGGGAAGUGUUCUUAUUAGCAUAUGCUGAGCAGGAAUUAAAUAAAGCAUCAGAUACUAAUCUGAGUGGUAAACUGGUAGAAUCUGAGCCAAAGUAGACUGCUUAAAUUGCAAAGCUCUGCUCAAGAGUUGUGUGCAUGGAAGAUGAUUAAUUGUGGGAUUACACUCACACCAAGGUCCGCUGUCUUAUGGCCAAGACUGAUAGCUUUAUUUAUAGAAAGCAAAUUAUGGGUAUUUUUUUAAAAGAUUAUCAUCUGAUAUCUAUGUAUAAAUACAUAAAACAACUCACAUGGUUGGGGUUAACUAAUUAUCCCCGUCUCGUGGUUUUCAGUGGAAGUACUGAACAAUUUAUUGACCCUUGUUUUUGCCUGUGCUUAUAGUGCAUGCAUUUUCAAACAGGUAAUAAUGCAGCCUCAUUUAAUUCUGGGUGAUUCUGGGUUUUUCCAUAUAUACCCAGUACUAUAAACAAAUCUAUUGAUAGCAUCCGAAGUUCUUUCAGAAUUCCAGGGAAAUAAUAUAAUGACCUGAUAUUUUUCUACAAGAGUAUUUUCAGACAGCACAUAGAGCAUUAUUGAUUUAAUGUUUUUGCUUUUGUCUUUCACAACGAAUUCAGUCAAAAUAACACCUAUUAUUUAGUUUUGGAAUCACUUUUCUCAAAGCUUGAAAAUUAGCUCUGGAAUUUCUGUAAACAUUUGUAUCACUUCUUUCCCCUGUCAUUGACAUAGACAGAUGUUCUGGGUUAGACCUGUGUGUUUUUUCAGAAUCAUAUUUUAGCAAAAACCUAUGCAAAGAGCUUUAAAAAGUGGUUUGAAAGGAUCGUGAUUUUGGUCACUCAGAUGUAUGUGUUUAUUGAGUUGCAGAGUUUUAUUUUAGAUGAGCGUUUCUCCAAAGUAUGUAUCAUGUAACACUAGUUCCAAGGGGGACUGGUUGAGUGGUGUUUAUUUUUUUUUUUUGGAGGGGGGAGAAUAAGGUGUUUGGUAAUCAAAAAUGUUUGUUCAAUGCUCCAAUAAAACAUGUUAAACAGAUUUCAUGAUUGCAGACCCCCUCAGAGACUUUAAUCUACAUUGUGAUUCUUCAAGGGGGCAUCUGGUAUGCCAUUCCUCACACUUACUUACACAACUACUUUCAAAUGGAGCAUCUUGAGAAGCUAGUAUUUUAUUACAAAAAACAACAACUUUGGAAAACGCAGCUUCAGGACAUUGAUUUUUUUUUUUGUCUCCUAUUUUAAAAUGCUGAAGAAUGAAGUCCCAGCCUGAAUAUUGUAGGAGAGCUUUGAUGCAUUUGUAAAUUAGAUUGCACUCUUUCAUUAUAUAUUUUCAAAAUCACUGGAAUGUUGUUAUACAAGAUUAUUAUACUUGUGUGUAUUGUAAAUAACAUAUUAAAAUACAUAUAUUAAUGCCAAUAGUUUAAUUCAAAUAUAUGUAAUCUAAGGUGCUCAGUACUACAUGCAGUAUGAGUUAAUUACUCAUAAUUAAGUUGCAAAGAUCCUAUUAUAUAUUUAUAGACAAAAUGAUCACAAUUACAAAUAUUAUUUCUUCAUCACUUAACCAGUUUUGGACUGAUAAAUGUCUGGGUGGGGGUCAACAGA
This is a messenger RNA of Trichechus manatus latirostris (Florida manatee), 3709 nucleotides long. RefSeq names its product syntrophin beta 1 (gene SNTB1). Gene Ontology annotation, molecular function: structural molecule activity; protein binding. The record is from RefSeq and is a predicted model, not a curated record. The transcript is spliced from 7 exons. Gene Ontology annotation, cellular component: synapse; dystrophin-associated glycoprotein complex; intracellular anatomical structure. Lineage: Eukaryota; Metazoa; Chordata; Mammalia; Sirenia; Trichechidae. The annotation marks the transcript as partial.